CAGCCACAUCGAAGCCUGAUGAUGACCAACAACGACGGUGGCAAUGGCUGAGAUGACGACGAUGGUUGUCUGCGCCAACGGGUGACAAUGCCGGCAGGAAUACCUCACCUGUGUAUUAUAGUUAAAAUAGCUUGCACUGAUAGCAUUCACCAUGUCAAGGUUUUUUUCAUUUGGAAACAUUCGAACAGUUGCACAUUUCCUUCUCGUAAACCAGAGGACCAGCUUUAUAGAAGUCAAGAAGAAUGUAAUACUUUUCUCCCUUGCUCUACCUUCCUCCAUGAGCAGGUCAUAUUCGUUGUGUAGUCUUCCUAGUCGACAUGCGCCGAUUAGAUCAUACAAAGUGAAGGAGAAUUUAUACAAGGCUGGAUAUUCCAAGAACCUCACUUUUGUCUUAGCAAGUGAUAACAUGACACGUAAUGCCCAAGUUAUUUGGAAAAGACUUUCGCAUAUAUGUUCAUAUGGAGGCUCAGCAUUCCCACCAAUAAGUAGGAUUGCUUGUGCUGUCAGCUUGGCAUUGGCCAGAUCACACCUGGUAGCUCCUAGCAUUUUUGCCUUUAUUAUAGGAGAGGUUGCAUGGACACAGAGAACUUGGGCAGAUGCUGAAUACUUUCCAAAAGGAAACAAUCUAUACAUGAAUGCACGAGAUGGACAUGUCUAUCUGACCUCUCUUGUUUACUCAGUCUUGGAGGGUGUUAUUUUGUUUGUGAGAUUGAUCUAUUUGGCAAUUUUGUUUUCACCUGCGAUGACAAUGGCUCCAUUUGUAGAUUGUUUCAAUGGUCGUUUUAGGAAAGCAUGGCUUCACCUUGUCCAUCAUACACUAGAAAUAGCAGGCCCAGCAUUCAUAAAGUGGGGUCAGUGGGCAGCCACCAGACCAGAUCUUUUCCCUAAGGAUCUAUGUUCUGAGCUUGCAAAGCUUCAUAUGCAAGCACCACCACAUAGCUUUGCCUACACGAAGAGGACUAUUGAGAAAGCAUUUGGUCGCAAGCUUCCUGAAAUUUUUGAAAAUUUUGAAGAAGAACCUGUAGCAUCUGGAAGUAUUGCCCAAGUGCAUCGAGCUUCUUUGAGAUUUCGGUACCCUGGUCAACAGGUCAAGCCCAUUGAAGUUGCUGUGAAAGUUAGACAUCCUGGUGUUGGGGAAAUAAUUAGGAGGGAUUUUGCGAUUAUUAAUGUGAUUGCCAAGAUAUCAAGUUUCAUCCCUACCUUGAAGUGGUUGAGGUUGGAUCAAAGUGUCCAGCAAUUUGCCAUUUUCAUGAUGUCUCAAGUUGAUCUUGCAAGGGAAGCUGCUCAUUUGAGUCGGUUUAUUUACAAUUUCCGGAGAUGGAAAGAUGUAUCCUUUCCGAAACCUUUGUAUCCACUUGUGCAUCCUGCUGUCUUGGUGGAAACUUAUGAGCAAGGAGAAUGUGUUUCCUACUAUGUUGAUGAGCUUGAAGGAAAUAACAGAAUUAAAAGUGCACUUGCUCGCAUUGGGGUUCAUGCCCUUCUGAAGAUGCUUCUGGUGGACAAUUUUCUCCAUGCAGACAUGCAUCCUGGAAAUAUCCUUGUCCGGGUGACCCAUAGCAAAUCUUUGCACAAGCCCAAGCCUCACGUCAUUUUCCUUGAUGUAGGCAUGACUACUGAGCUUUGUAAGAGUGAUCGAGAGAAUUUACUGGGGUUCUUUAAGGCUGUUGCCCUUCGAGAUGGCCGCACUGCUGCAGAGUGCACACUGAGAUUGUCAAAACAGCAGAGCUGCCCGAAUCCUGAGGCCUUUGUCGAGGAGGUGGAUAAGGCAUUCAGUUUCUGGGCUACCCCAGAAGGGGAUGGUUUCAAUCCUUCUGAGUGCAUCCAGCAAUUGCUUGAGCAAGUUCGACAUCAUAAAGUCAACAUUGAUGGCAAUGUUUGUACUGUGAUGGUUACUACUUUGGUUCUUGAGGGCUGGCGGAGGAAGCUUGAUCCAGAAUACAAUGUGUUGGACACAUUACAGACACUGAUAUUGAAAUCUGACAUGGCAGAAUCUCUCUUUUACACAAUUGAAGGACUCAUGGCUCCAUAGAAGGUGCUCAUCUCUUUUCAAUUUUUGCAAACAAUUUUUACAAUGAAAGUAAAAUAUAAAUGAUACAUAUCCCUCUCUUCAGAAAUAACAUAAUCUGCAUCUGAAUUCUAUUUCUGUCCUUCUCGUUGCUCCAACUUUUGCUUUUGGAUAGUUGUCUUAGUAGACAAGCUAUGCCUUCUGUAUAUUGUCAUGUAUUAAUUGUUUUCAAUGAGUACCAUGGGUUAAUCCUGUAUCACAAGCAAUAAUAGUGAAGAAGGGACAGCAGCGGAAUCAAAUGAAAUGUUGAUUUUUUU
Messenger RNA from Telopea speciosissima, 2322 nucleotides. RefSeq lists its product as uncharacterized. Lineage: Eukaryota; Viridiplantae; Streptophyta; Magnoliopsida; Proteales; Proteaceae. The record is from RefSeq and is a predicted model, not a curated record. Bases 152 to 2029 code for a protein of 625 amino acids. The transcript has 5 exons.